Molecule: messenger RNA, 1984 nt
Organism: Pogona vitticeps (central bearded dragon)
Lineage: Eukaryota; Metazoa; Chordata; Lepidosauria; Squamata; Agamidae
Gene: VEGFD
Product: vascular endothelial growth factor D
Biological process (GO): sprouting angiogenesis; positive regulation of mast cell chemotaxis; vascular endothelial growth factor receptor signaling pathway
Cellular component (GO): membrane
Molecular function (GO): vascular endothelial growth factor receptor binding; growth factor activity; chemoattractant activity
Source: RefSeq, a predicted model, not a curated record
UUUGUAAUUAGGUGUGAGAUGGAUUAAAUACGAACUGGAAUCCCUACUAGUUUUCUCUUGUUUGGCAUUUUUUUAAAAACCUGAAAGUAACAGCAGGAAAGUAAUGACAUUGUUUAUGUGAAUUUUGCUCUUCUUUUAAAAGUACUGUUGUUUACUUUCCAUGUAUAUGCUUCAGGUUUAUAGUGGAUGGGGGAAAUAAUCUGAUUAUGCAUUUUUUUAAAAUAAACACUCUAUAGAGAAAUGUAUUUUGAAACACUUCCUUCAGCUGUAUGAUAUCAACUGUGUAGCAAAGUGUGGAUUAUUAAACUCAAAAGGAUGUACAAGCCGUGGACAACUGUAAAUAUAAUCAUGUUUUCAUUUCUACAUCUGAUGCAAAGUUCUGAACAUGGAUCUGUAAAGGGAACAUCACUGUCUGCCUUGGAGUGGUCAGAACAACAGAUCAGGAAAGCUGCUAGUCUAGAAGACCUCCUGAAAAUUACCCAUUCUGAGGACUGGAAGCUGUGGAAGUGCAGACUAAAGCUCAAGAGUGUGGCCACCUUAGAUUCCAGAUCUCCUUCACAUCGUUCCACAAGAUUUGCAGCUGCUUUCUAUGAUAUUGAGAUGCUCAAAAUUAUCGACGAGGAGUGGCAAAGGACUCAGUGUAUGCCAAGAGAGACCUGUGUUGAAGUUGCCAAAGAGCUGGGAGCAACCACCAAUACAUUCUUCAAGCCUCCUUGUGUGAAUGUGUACAGAUGUGGAGGAUGCUGUAAUGAAGAGAGCUUGAGCUGUAUGAACACCACCACGUCCUAUGUUUCCAAAAUGCUGUUUGAGAUUUCAGUACCUUUAACGAAUGUGCCAGACCCCAUUCAAGUCAAAAUUGCAAACCACACAAGUUGUAAGUGUUUGACCAACAUUCAGCGCCAACCCUAUACUGUCAUUCGAAGAUCUGUCCAGUAUCCAGAGGAGGAUCGCUGCCCUCAGAUAAACAAGCCGUGUCAUGAAGGCUGGAUAUGGGAUGGCCGUAAAUGUGAAUGUGUGAUAGACGAAGAUCAUCCUGUCAGAAGGGAAGGACUCUCUCCACUUGCUGAACUUGCUCUGUGUCCACCAAAUAUGGACUUUGAUGAAGAAAACUGUGAGUGCGUCUGUAAGUGGAGGUGUGCUGGCAGUUUGUUUCAGAAUAAAGAGAACUGCAGCUGUUACUUGUGCACAGAAAGCCAAGAAAGCUGUUUUCAGAAACAUAAGACAUUUAAUGCAGAAACGUGCAGCUGUGAAGAUAAAUGUCCAUUCCAGUCCCGAAUGUGCCCAACGGCUCGGCCAGGGUGUUCAAGGCACUGCCGUUGUCUGAGAGGAGGAAAGAGUCCUUACGGGUCCCAAAGCAAAGAACAUCCUUAACUGAGAUUUUAUCUCCUGUAUCAAACUCUGCACUGCUUUGCAAAGUAGCUCUCCAUCACCGAAUGUUAGACUACAGUAAUCAUGGAUAUGACUAAUUUGACUGGCAGAAACAUAAAAUUCAGACUGUAUUCAUUCAGAAGAUGAUGUGUGGAUCUCAUGGCUAUUGUUAUCCAGUCUUAUACCUGGGCUACAGCAAAUCAUCCUUGCUCUAUAAAGGGCUACUGAAUAGAACCGAAAUCCAGUGCUGUUGUAUGGACAAGAAACUGUUAUGACUAUUAUCUUGCACCUUGGAAAUGCAAUAAAACUAAGUAAAACAAAACCAACCCAAAAACAAACAAACAAACAAAAGCCUUCUGAAUUCUCAAUCCAUAGGUAUUACUGGGUAUAGUUCUUUAAGGCAGGGGUGGCAAAGUGCAGUGCUCUUCAUGUCUUUGGACUGCAAUGCCCACCUACCCCAGCAAGCAUAGUUAAUUGUAUGCGGUGCUUGGAGUUGCAGACAAACAGCAUCUUGAAAAUCACCCUUUGUCCACCUCUGCUUUAGGGAGAUACAGAUGUGCCCCGCACAGCGAGGUCGCUAUGGGGAAACAUCACUAUACGGAAUGGAAAAUGCCAU